Messenger RNA from Vicia faba (fava bean), 1530 nucleotides. NCBI's taxonomy places the organism in Eukaryota, Viridiplantae, Streptophyta, Magnoliopsida, Fabales, Fabaceae. The record is from the annotation of a GenBank genome assembly.
AUGGCUACUCAGACAAUAGUUGAAGCUGCACAGAAAAUUGUCACCUCUGAAACCCUCCGCAACGCAGCGAAACAGUCGCAACGUUGCCUCACUGUCCCUGUACAUCUCCGCCACGCCAUUAAGAAGUACCUUCGAGAGCAGGAGGAGCCAUAUAUGAAGAGGAAGGUGUUGAGGCUGUCCCAGUCAUUCAAUGAAAUCAAGAACGUCAAUCUGCAGCUGGCAACCACCACGUCGAGGGAGAUGGUUGAAGACCCUUUGAAGUCUUCUGAGCAAUCAAAACGUUGGAAGAUUACGACCUCCUACGGUGACAUUGGUCUCACGUAUAGAAAUGAUGAGACGGUUGCUUAUGUGGCUUCUCGUAUGCCUGCUGUUUACUCUGCUUGUUAUAGAGUACUUAAAGAGGUUCGUAGAAGGCUUCCUGGUUUCUCCCCAACCAAGGUUUUAGAUUUUGGUGCUGGGACUGGUUCAGCUUUCUGGGCAUUACGAGAAGUUUGGCCAAAGUCUUUAGAGAAAGUAAAUUUAAUAGAACCAUCACAGUCAAUGCAGCGUGCAGGUCAGAGUCUCAUACAAGCUCUCAAGAACUUGCCACUUAUUCAUAGCUAUGACAGCAUUCAAGCUCUGUCUAAAAGUAUUGGUAAAUCGGAGAGAGGGCAUGACCUUGUAAUUGCUUCUUAUGUGCUGGGAGAGAUCCCUUCGUUAAAGGAUCGGAUUACCAUAGUUCGCCAGCUUUGGGAUCUAACACAAGAUGUUCUGGUUUUGGUUGAACCUGGAACGCCUCACGGAUCCAAUAUUAUAGCACAGAUGAGAUCUCACAUACUAUGGAUGGAAAAGAGAAAACAUCGUAAAUCUUCUAACAAAAAUAAUGAAGUUUGUAAAGAUUUGAUCACUGAAAAGGCCGGUGCUUUUGUGGUUGCUCCUUGUCCUCAUGAUGGUGCUUGUCCACUGGUAAAAUCUGGAAAAUAUUGUCAUUUUGUUCAGCGUUUGGAAAGGACAUCAUCGCAGCGAGCUUACAAGCGUUCAAAAGAUGUGCCCUUGCGUGGCUUUGAAGAUGAGAAAUUCUCUUAUGUUGUUUUUAGACGAGGAAGAAGACCAAGUGAACCUUGGCCUCUUGAUGGUAUUACAUUUGACACUCUGAAGGAGCAACAUGCCAAAAGAAAUCCAGAGGAUCUUGAAAUUGACUACGAGGACUGGUUGAAGUUGCAACAAGCUGAUGAUGACGAUGCUUCUCGUGUAGUAGACGUAGUAAAAUAUGAUUCUGAUGCUAUUGAAACCGACCAUGAAGACAACAAUGAAGUGGAUGAGGAAAUCGAAGAAGAAGAAACACCGAGUGCUGAUCUUGGAGGUGGCUGGGGCAGGAUUGUGUUCAUGCCUGUUAGAAGGGGUAGACAGGUAACGAUGAAUGUGUGUAAAUCAACCAAAAGCGAUGCCUCCGAGGGUUCAUUUGACCGCAUGGUUGUAACAAAGAGCAAGAAUCCUACCUUGCAUCAUCAAGCCAAAAAAUCUAUUUGGGGUGAUUUGUGGCCGUGUUGA